AUGGAGGGAAAGGAAAAGGGCGAGACCACUAUUGGUGCAACUCCCGAAGUGGACUCCGGCUCCGGCCAGAGCACCUCUAUCCCCGGAGAUGGUGAGGGGAUCAGGCGCGACUUGGAGUCUCGGCAUAUUAACAUGAUUGCAAUUGCGGGAAUGAUUGGAACGGGCUUGUUCUUGAGCUCUGGUACAACCAUAGCCACUGCAGGCCCCGCCGGAGCACUUUUGGCCUACAUCGUUAUGGGGCUCGUCACCGCCGGCGUCUCGUAUACGACGGGGGAGAUCACGUCCUUCAUGCCGUCGACUGGUGGUUUCAUUCGACAUGCGACCAAGUUUGUUGAGCCUGCACUCGGUGCAGCCACUGGUUGGAACUUUUGGUACACCAUGUCGAUCUCUGUUCCUGCUGAAAUCAGCGCCGCUGCAACUUUGAUUCAGUUCUGGAAUACCUCCGUAAACCCAGGAGUUUGGAUCACAAUCUUUCUGGUCUUUAUCAUCACAGUCAACUUCUGCGGCGUCCGGCUAUACGGUGAAACCGAAGUUGUGUUCGCUUCUCUAAAGAUCAUGACAAUCAUCGGCCUCAUCAUCGGCGGCCUAGUCAUUGAUCUCGGUGGCGGACCCAAUGGUGACCGUAUAGGUUUCCGAUACUGGCAGGACCCCGGCGCCUUCAACAGCUAUCUAGUCACCGGCCCAUCUGGUAACUUUCUGGCUUUCUGGAAAGUUUUGCUCUCGGCGGCUUUCAGCUACGGCAAUAUUCAAGUCGUUGCUAUUUCGGGCUCCGAGACUCGGCAACCGAGAAAAAUCAUCCCAGCGGCUACGAGGAAGACUUUCUUACGCGUAUUCUUCUUUUAUGUUCUUAGCAUUCUAAUUCAGUCCCCCUUCGUCAUCGCCUUCACCCGCUCCGGUGUCUCUGUAUUGCCGUCAAUCAUCAACGCCGUGGUCUGCACUUCGGCCAUUAGCAGCGGCUCCGCCUGCGUCUUCAUCGCGUCUCGAACCCUCUACGGUCUCAGUUGCGAUGGGCACGCGCCUAGGGUCCUUCAGCGCUGCAACAGGUUCGGGACACCUCACUACGCGGUAGGGUUGACCUGCGUCCUCAUGCCGCUUGUCUAUCUCAACGUGGCCAACAACACCUCUGUCGUCUUUGGAUGGUUCGUCAACAUUACAACGGUUGCCGGUCUGAUCAGUUGGAUCGUGAUUGAGAUCACGUAUCUUCGGUUCUUCGCUGGGCUUAAGGCACAAGGCUACUCUAGAAAUGAGCUUCCAUACAAGGUUUCUGGGCAGCCCUAUAUAUCAUGGGCGGCCUUAGUGAUGGUUGUUCUUGUUGUUUUCUUUUCAGGCUUCGACGUCUUCACAACCGGAAACUUUACCGCCUCGGGGUUCUUGACAUGCUAUCUCAAUGUCUUCAUCUUUGCAAUCCUGUACAUCUUCUUCAAAUUCUAUCUCAAGUCUCGAGUGAUUGCGGUAGGCGAGAUGGACUUUGAAACGGAAUUCGCUUCCAUCCGGUAUGAGAAGGCACAAGAAGAAGCGUAUGGGCCUGGGAAGUCGGGGCUCAAGCAUUCGAUUCGUAGAAUAAUACACGCUGUUUAG
Messenger RNA from Colletotrichum tamarilloi, 1578 nucleotides. RefSeq names its product amino acid permease. Gene Ontology annotation, cellular component: membrane. The coding region runs from base 1 to 1578 and encodes 525 amino acids. The transcript is spliced from 8 exons. The record is from RefSeq and is a predicted model, not a curated record. Gene Ontology annotation, molecular function: amino acid transmembrane transporter activity. NCBI's taxonomy places the organism in Eukaryota, Fungi, Ascomycota, Sordariomycetes, Glomerellales, Glomerellaceae. Gene Ontology annotation, biological process: amino acid transmembrane transport.